This is a messenger RNA of Mus caroli (Ryukyu mouse), 2240 nucleotides long. Lineage: Eukaryota; Metazoa; Chordata; Mammalia; Rodentia; Muridae. The record is from RefSeq and is a predicted model, not a curated record.
CUGCUUUGAGGAAGCUAUGAUUGUGAACACUGUAUAAUUUCUCUGGCAGAUCUGAAACUGAUCUCGCCUAAAUUCCAAACUUGGGGCUGGGGUAGUUAAACCUUGGCCAUGGCAAUGACCCAGUCUUUAAGGGUCAGAACUCAACUUCAUUAUCUGCAGCCCUAAGAUCUCUGCAAAGGAGCCACUGCGACACUCCGGCCGCACCAGCUGGUCCUAUAUUUAGUUACUGUUGUGGUCAACUGGGAACUUUAGAGCCUGGCAGCCUCUCUGCGGGGCAACCGGAGCCUCCGCAGCCAUGCGCACGAGCUGCCCCACCGCUGGCUCCAGACAGACUUCGGGACCCUGCCGAAGCCAAGAGCUGAUGUGGCGAGGUAAGGGGCACAAUGCUAAUCGCGCCCCAACAGUCCCAAAGGUCCACUCGAGACCAGAGCAGAGUUGACCCACUUUCUCACCCAGGGGAAAGAGCCCGCUGGGGCAAUGAGCUGGACGCGUUGGCGCCUGGUUUCGCAGCUCAGCUUUAGAGUUGGGGAGCCCCGCGUGAGCAUCCUUAGACUGUACCGACAGUACACAGUGACCAAGGACAGGAUCCCUGGACCCCAUUCUCACAGCCAGUGGCUGCUCGUCUCCAGCCUCGCGCUGGCCUGGCAGACAGGAACUGGGACAAAUGGAGCAAGCAGAGGGGGACGCUGGUGAUCGCAGAGGCCGGGGGCGUCCCACGCUGCCAGGGGCGGAGAGGCACACUCCCAAGUGACAUGCGCAGCUGCCUCUCCCGGUGGGCAAGGGCGUCUCACUGGGGAGACGGAAGCCGGGCUGUCCGAGAGCUCUAACCACGAGCCUCCCACUACCGCAAGCGAUAGUCCAUGACCUCUGGGCACCGCCCGAGCCAUGACUCGGUGCUACCAGGUGUGCUGGGGGAGGGGAAGGGACACGGCCAAGCCCAGUGCUUUCCCUUCUGCCCCUGCCACGCUCGGCCUCUGGCCACCGUUAUUCAGCGCGGCGCGAAGCCUGUGGGCCGCUGGAGGCAGCACUUACGGCGACAAUGCGUCCUAGAGCCCAGCGCCCAGCACUCACGCUCCCGCGGCGACCGACAGCACCCGGUGCAAGUUCUGAGCCCGAGGGGCGGAGCCAAAGGGGCAUGGAGCUCAGCGCGCACGGCCGCUCAGCCAAUAGUGACACCAAGAUACGACCCAGGGCGGGGAGGGGCCAGCGCUCCGCCCGCGCACACCAAUCAGCGCGCAACUCCUCCUGCGCGCUCGGGAACCAAGGGAGGAACCGCUUUGUGUGGAGUCGGCAAAGCCAGCGCGCUAGGGGCGGGCCCCUGCAUCUUCUUGUAUAGGAUGCUUCUCCAGGCUGGAUUUUGUUUUGUUUUUAAUUCCGCGGAUGAGCCCGGGUUCAGCAGAUCGGGGAACUUUGAAAAACGCAAAGAAACGCUAAUUGAAGCCGCACUGUAACUUCAUCUCUCCAGAGCAGAAUAAACAUGGAACUAAAGUCUACCUGCUUCACGGGUCACUGUGAGAACUGAUGAAGGGACUGUGGAGUCCAGCGCUGCUGCGACGCAAAAACACAACUCUCACCUCAAAGGGAAUCAGAGAUGGCUUAUCCUAGAGCCAAAUAGGAGCGGCCCUAGCCCGGGAACACAAAUACAGGUUAUUCCAUGUCCCAAUAUGGUAACAGUUUGAUAAAAUUGUGAAAUAUUUUGUGCUUUUUUUUAAAUUAUUUUAUGCGUGUUUGCCCGCGUGUGUAUUUGUGCACCACCUAUGUGUCUGGUGUCCUCAGAGGCCAAAAGAGAGGUCAAAUCUCCUGGGAUUGGAGUUGCAAACAGCUAUGAACCAUCCUGUACAUGAUUGGACGAUCCUUGCAAAGGAACGGUCUAGCUGUCUCUCCAGCCUCUUAAUGAAGAACAAAGAAAAACAUAAAAACAAGGCACUUUUCAAUUGUAUUGGUGAGGAUAUCAGGUAAACAGGCUACAGCAAAGGAGAAAAAGAUCUCAGCUAUAGGCCCCAGAUGCUAGUCUGAGAGCAUUCUUAGCCCUUAGGUUGAUUGGAAACUAGGGAUCUGUUCUUGCACUCUAAAUGACUUACUGGAUAGUUACAAAGAUGUUAAGCCAAGUAGAGGGCAGAGCUAUCAGUAGUUGUUAAAGGACGUAAAGAUGCCACAAAAUAGUCUGGCUCUGGACCUGCAACAUUUUAACCCAACCCUUUUGUAUCACUAAAGUUCUAGUUAGUAAAUCAUACUAGCAA